Messenger RNA from Oncorhynchus keta (chum salmon), 2256 nucleotides. Its product is annotated as tumor necrosis factor alpha-induced protein 8-like protein 2. Gene Ontology annotation, biological process: regulation of apoptotic process. The transcript is spliced from 3 exons. Bases 389 to 949 code for a protein of 186 amino acids. Gene Ontology annotation, cellular component: cytoplasm. The record is from RefSeq and is a predicted model, not a curated record. NCBI's taxonomy places the organism in Eukaryota, Metazoa, Chordata, Actinopteri, Salmoniformes, Salmonidae.
GAGAGAGAGAGAGAGGCAGAGAGAGAGUGAGAGAGAGAGAGAGCGGGAGAGAGAGCGACAGAGACAGAGAGCGACAGAGAGACAGAGAGAGAGAGAGGCAGAGAGAGAAUGAGAGAGAGAGAGAGACGCAGAGAGAGGAAGAGAGAGAGAGCAACAGAGAGAGAGAGACAGAGAGAGACAGAGAGAGAGAGAAAUACACCGCUCCUGGGCGUGCCCACAAAAAAAAUGAGUUCUUUAAGGAAAUGCAUCUGAGGUCGGCAGAGUCACAGAAACGGUGUGGUGGGUAUAGCGAGAGGGCAGUGUGAUCCUCCAACCCCUUUAUGUGAAGCCUCCUCUUGGAGCACUGGGUCGAUCUGAAGCCAAUGGUCCAUAGGCACGCAGAAUCAAAAUGGAGUCCUUCAGCUCUAAAGACAUGGCCAUGAAGGCCCAAAACAAAAUCCUCAGCCGUAUGGCCAGCAAAUCCAUGGUGCAGAUGUUCAUUGAUGACACCAGCAGCGAAAUCCUGGAUGAGUUCUACCGCGUCUCCAAAAUACACUCUGGGAACCGCACGGAAGCCCAGAAGGUGGUCAAAGACCUGGUCAAGGUGGUGGUAAAGGUGGGCAUUCUCUUUCGGCACGAUCGCUUCAGUCAAGAGGAGCUCAGCCUGGCUCAGGACUUCAAGAAGAAGCUGCACCAGGGGGUCAUGACGGCAAUCAGCUUCCAGGAGGUGGAGUUCACAUUUGAUAAGGCUGUCAUGACAGAGCUUCUGACGGAUUGUAGGGACAUCCUGCUGAAGCUCGUAGAGAAACACCUGACUCCCAAAUCCCUCGGGCGCAUUCGGCAUGUCUUCAACCAUUACUCUGACCAAGACCUACUGACCAACCUCUACACCCCCGGUGGCCCUCUCUGGCCUAAUCUCACCAAGAUCUGCAGAGACCUGAACAAACUGGUUGAGGAAGGCAAGCUAUGAGUGGGAAUUCCAAACAAUCCUGGAAAAAUGAGAAACUUUUGCAAGCCUAUUAAGGAAUUCUGAAUUCGAUUUGCCCAAUGAAAAUACCAGGAGAUAUCAUUUUGAUAGCUUAAUGGGGACACUGAUCCAGUGUCAGUUGAUGAUGUAGAUAUUGAUUUAUGUUGGGAUCUUCAUGAGGGCAUGGAAUCAUCAUCCUUGCUUUACAACAUAAGCCAUCUGCAUUAGGACUGGGCGAUAUAAUAUGUAUUUGUCAUUAUCACAGUAUGAAUGUGCAUGAUAUGCAUCGUCACAUUUCAGUAUCUCACGAUAUUACCUCUACCUCUGCCUCGAUGCAUUUCAGUCCAAUGCUGUGGGAGCUAAGUGAAGUCCAUUCAAGUAUGAUAUAUGAAAGAAAAAUAGCUUACAUUUGACCAAAAUCACCUAUGAAAUCCUCCAAAGAUAAAAAAUAACCUGCUAUAUAUAUAUCUAAUCUGCUACUUUGUCAGGACUCCCUGCUUCCAGCACGAUAAGAUUGCAUCCCUGGUCUACUUUCAAUUGAUUUGUCCUUCUUUUUUAAGAUAUUCCGUUUCCGGGGAAACUAAUGGACUUUAAUCGGACAUCAGUCUGCCUGUUCAGUCACAGCAGUUGCUAACCUCAUUUAAGUACUAUUUAAAUUUAAAGUGGCUAUCUAGGACCAACAGACAACCACCUCAAUUAGUGUCAGGGCCACAUCUAUGCAUGCAGACUUAGUAUCUGUCUGCUCACUGACUGUUCUGCUUGUUACAAAGAGUUUUUGAGACCGGCGAAUGGCAUUUCAUUUCUAAUCCAUGUCUGAAUUAAAGUCCUGCUGUACAGUCUUUGCAAUGAAUGUGACGAUUGGAUAGUCUUUAUAAAUUGCUUCAAGUUUUCAAUCAAUCAGUGAUAAUUCCACAACAUGAAUAUUCCCCUGAGCUUUCUGGAAACACUGCCGAUGGACCAUUUAAAAAUAAAAGGUUUUAUUUUGUUUCAGGGAUAGAUCAGCUUUAAUAUUGCAGAUAGAUUGUAUCUUCUGUCAAUGUAAUUGUUUGCAUCGUUUCCAAUCCCCCAUAUAUUUUGGGGGGAAAUAUAUAUUUAUGUUUAUCAGCUCGGGGGCGACAGGUAACCGAGUGGUUAGAGCCUUGGGCCAGUAACUGAAACGUUGCUGGAUUGAAUCGAGCUCACAAGGUAAAAAUCUGUCGUUCUCCCCCUGAACAAGCCAGUUAACACACUGUUUCCCGGUAGGCUGUCAUUGUAAAUAAGAAUUUGUUCUUAACUGACUUAACUGGUUAAAUAAAAAAAUAAUACAUUCA